This is a messenger RNA of Histoplasma capsulatum G186AR, 2958 nucleotides long. RefSeq names its product SH3 domain-containing protein. The transcript has 7 exons. Gene Ontology annotation, biological process: cytoskeleton organization. The coding region runs from base 1 to 2958 and encodes 985 amino acids. Gene Ontology annotation, cellular component: cytoplasm; plasma membrane; cell division site. Gene Ontology annotation, molecular function: phospholipid binding; protein binding. Lineage: Eukaryota; Fungi; Ascomycota; Eurotiomycetes; Onygenales; Ajellomycetaceae. The record is from RefSeq and is a predicted model, not a curated record.
AUGAAUCUACCGCAGGAUACUGUCAAGGAGUAUCUACUGAGCGCCUUAAAUAUCCUUCAGUUUCUCGGUAUUAGGGUCGAGAAUUCUCGAGUCCGCAUAGAUGAGGCUUCGAGGCCAAUAUUCAAAAAUACGCUCCUCCAAUUCAGCUCUUGUGGCCGUUCUCCUGUUCUAAUAAUCACGGCCUGUAUUCGUCGAUUUCGCUUGCGUGAAACGGGUUUGGCGUCAGUGAUGCUUGGCAGCGUUGCCCCGAGAAACCACCACAUCCAGGGAUUUGCAAACAACUUCUGGGGCAAAGAUGACGCUGGCGUGGCCCCAAUGCUAGAACGAGUUCACAAUGCCAAAACCACGUGCGACGAACUGAAAGCCUUCUAUAGCACCCGCGCUGCCAUAGAGGAUGAAUACGCAAGAAAGCUCCUAAUACUAUGCCGGAAAGCCCUUGGUUCUAGUGAAUCCGGGACGUUGCGCACAUCUCUCGAUACUGUUCGCGGAGAGACAGAAACGAUUGGGAAGACGCACGCAGCUAUUGCUUCUCAGAUGAAAAGCGAGUUAGAAGAACCGCUAGCUGCUUUUGCUGGCGGUAUGAAAGAACGCCGUAAGAUUGUACAGAAUGGUAUUGAAAAGCUUCUUAAAAUCAAAAUGCAACAAAUGCAAGCUGUCAACAAGUCGCGAGAUCGCUAUGAACAAGACUGCCUCCGAAUCAAAGGCUAUUUGGCCCAAGGACAUAUGGUCAUGGGACAAGAGGAACGCAAAAAUAAGGCAAAAUUGGAAAAAACACAGAUACAACUAGCGUCUAACAGCAGCGAAUACGAAGCAGCCAUAAAAGUUCUCGAAGAAACAACUGGCCGCUGGAAUAAAGAAUGGAAGGUUGCUUGCGAUUCCUGUGAACGAAUCCGGGUAUCGCUUGAGAGUUGUGAGGUGGAAAAGGAUAUCAGCACGUUUAUAAUGGAGAGAGGGACGGGACAGGAGAUUCCUGAUCCACCCAAAUAUAUUAAUUUUUGCCGCGGUGACCUUAACGAUACCGCGUCAGAGACGUCAGAGGAAGAGAGCUAUUCAGUUGCGCAAUUUCAGAGGACUAUUAAUCCAGCAUACCGAAGCUCUUCGCCGGCACCUUCUACUUACGAAUCCCAUCACGACCCCCAGGCAAAUCUCAUGACGACGCCAAUAACGCAUACUGAUCCUUCCGCAUCAGCAAGCCGAGAAACUACUGUGACCCCACAGCGAUCGCAUCAACCACAGCAGCAGUCGCAACAGCAGAAACAGCCGCCGCAACAAUUACAGGAGCAGCAACCCCCUCCGCUUGACCUCCGACGUGGAGGGCACGUUCCGCCUAAUUAUCAGCCAACCCAACAUGGAGAUAUCCCAAAUGUACCUCACAACGAGUAUCCCACGGACGGCAUGACAAUGUUCUGCAGAACUGGACCGCCCUCGGAAAGAAGCAGUGGAACCACUGCCAAUCGGCCAUCUAGUAGGGACUCCCAUAGUGACAUCUCCAAUCCAACUUCGUUCUCCAGUGUGGAGCCACCAGGUGCGAAACAAUCUCCGAAGAAAGUGGUUAACGGCACUGCUCUCCCCGGGAUGAUUGGCGGUAAACAAGUCCAGAAGAAAAGAAGUGGUUUUUUUAGCAAUAGCCCCUUCCGGAGAAAAAGUAAGCACGAUAAGGAGCGUCAAACAGCACCAUCGAUCACUGCCCCUGUGAACCGCAACACUUGGUCUGCCCCGCCGCAAAAACAAAUAAGUCCAGUUAAGCCUGCAUAUCAAAAGCCAGUAUAUAGCGUCAGUCGCCAUUCGGGAACGCCUGAACCCGUUGACCCACGCGCUAACUUCCAGCUAAACGUUGGCAACAAUGUUUUCGAUGUUGCUUCUCCUGAUGGUGUCCCUUCGGGGGCUACAAGUACGAAGAAAGAAGACGACCUCGACCCCAUAGCCCAAGCCCUCGCGGAUCUUAAAGGUGUGGGGAAACAAUCAUCGGUCCGUGUCUCGGCCGAUCGAUAUCACGGAAUUAGUACCCCGGUUCCCCCAAGUGCUACUUCUAGCCACAUAACGGAUGUGAACAUUUCUGCUGCUCAGAGUGGCACUCCGCCUCCGGCAUACAAUGAUUCGUCAGUGAAAAGACUUGGUGCUCCCCAACCAGCAUUUACAUCAGCACAGAUGCAGAAAACAACUCGUAAAUAUGUCGGGCAGACCCAGGAGAUGUUUAACAGCCACUCUUCUCGUACGAGCCAGGCAGAAAACGCAGUCAAUCAGGCAAUUCCCCGGGCUGUGUCCCCUGCACCACAAAGGAGCUUGAGCCCCCAGCCGCCCCCGUCUCGUGGAGGGGAGCAGCGCCAGCAAUACGAAGGCCAAAAAAAUCCAAGCCCUGCUUCUUACCACUCCCACUCAGGCAGUAUGAACAGUAGAUAUCGCCAAUCUCCAACUGUUACCCCGACAAAGGUAAUUGCUAGUCAUCCAUAUUCGCCACGGCAGUACUCGUCUCACGGGUCUCCCAACGACAUCCAUUCGCAACGGUCAGUUUCGCCUCAACCCCAAUUCAGACGGCAGGAAAGGCCAUCUAGUGCGAGUGGAAUGGAGCUUCAGUUGUCACAUAGCCACAUCGAUCCAUAUGGCGGGGGCCAUACUCCUGAUUAUAGAAAUCACGGUAGCCGGGGAGGCAACCCACGGCCGAUGUCAAUGUACUAUGGCUCAGCACCGGACGUUACCCAAGGCAGCCGUGCAAGAAGCAGGAGUGUCGCAACUGCAGAUGGUAAUCGGCAGCUUAGCGUGGAUGUGCGCCCUGUCUUACAUUACGCGCGUGCAAUGUACAGCUAUACUGCUGCUAUUCCUGAAGAGCUCGGUUUCUCGAAAGGAGAUAUCCUUGCAGUCCUCAGACAUCAAGACGAUGGAUGGUGGGAAGCAGAAAUAACCGGGCCUCAGCGGACCCGUCCUGGUCUGGUCCCGAGCAACUAUCUACAACACUGCUGA